Messenger RNA from Schistocerca gregaria, 4280 nucleotides. It is a transcript of the gene gry, whose product is annotated as trafficking protein particle complex subunit 11. The transcript has 20 exons. The coding region runs from base 799 to 4146 and encodes 1115 amino acids. Gene Ontology annotation, cellular component: cytoplasm. The record is from RefSeq and is a predicted model, not a curated record. NCBI's taxonomy places the organism in Eukaryota, Metazoa, Arthropoda, Insecta, Orthoptera, Acrididae.
UCUCCCAAGGUUGUGCUAGAAUGUGAUUCAGCUGUACUCGUACUUCUAUUAUAGGCAGUUCAGUGAAAAUCAGGCAGAUCGUAUUCAGAAAUUUUUUGUUAGUAUAAUGCAAAUUGACAUUUCGGUACAACUUUCCUGUUCAUCCAAUGUUGUGUGUAACUAAUUUUAGCACACUGUACGAAAUGGCUUAUGUACUGUGACUGUCGCAGAGCUACGAGAGUCGUGGCAGGCUGUUUUUAUUAAUUUUUUCUGUACAGAAGUUCGUGAGCUAGUUUGUUAUAACUUUGCAUGCAGGCCUAUAAAGAUCAGCUGUCUUAAUAAUGCCCCAGAUCGUUCUUUUUGUAUAGUAACAUGAAAUAUUCGAUCAGAUGUUUCGUUGUGUUGCAUCUGGUAAAGCAAACUGUGGUUGUAUGAAAUACAACAGUUACCACAAUUUAUCACCAUUGUGUACGGGUUGGAUGUAAUAUAAAAGAUGUGCGUUACAGCACCUUGAUUGCACAAUUGGCAAGACACUAUGUGAUUGUCAGUUAUGCCAAAGUUACAAGACAAUUGAAAAUACAUUAUUGUUAAGAAAUUGUGAUAAGUUUCACCUUCACCUGUGCCAUAUCUCUAUUCUGUUGUGUGUAACGAAUUUCAUGUCGUACCCCGUAAAAUGUUUUCAUCAGCUGCUGCUCUAAUACAUUCUGUAGUAUCACUUCAAAGUAAGGUGAAUAUCCUUCCAGACAGAAAAUAAGCCAAGAAGAUGUAUUUUAUGGUCACAAGACUUUUGCCUAUGUGGAAGAUUCCAAUAUUAGAUUAAUGGCAUCUUCUCCAGAUGUGGCUGAUUUCCCUCCUGAACUGUACGCAAAACCGUUAGCACUUGUGGGUUUGACGGGGCUUGAUGCUCUUAACAAUGCGGUGCACAGAGCAAUAUGGGAUGCAUUUAGUAACAACCGCAGGCCAGACAGAGCACCUGUACAGUUUAAGUUAUUGAGUGCAUCUCAUGAAUUUCCACCAAUGAAGCCAAAGAGAAACUCGUAUGACUGGUACAUACCUAAAGGAAUUCUCAAACGAAAUUGGAUGAACAAACAUUUGAACGAGUUACCUGCAGUAGUUGUUGUUUUUUAUGAACUGGAUUGGGAUGAUCCUCAUUGGAAUGAAAAACGUAUUGAAUGUUCAUCACGUGUACAGUCAAUGAGGGUGGCACUAGACGGACGAAACACACGCCUGGCUGUGGUGCUCAUUCAGCAAACAGUUUCAUUGCCAACAGGUGAAGAUGUUUUGGCAGCUGAAAGAGCAGCUGCUCUGUGCACAAGUUGUGAGCUGAAUCCCAAAUCAUUGUUUGUUCUUCCUCAUGAGGAUCACCUGCAUGGUUACACAAUUCGGCUUGAAAAUGCAUUCUAUGAUUUGGCACAAGCUUACUAUCAUCAUGAAGCACGUAAUGUAAAGGGUCAUAGAGAACAGCUGAACAAGACUACUCAUCAGUAUCUUUUUGUGAGGCACCAGUUCAAGGUUGGCUUUUUGAAUGAACUGAAGCAAGACAACCAUACUGCCCAAAAACAUUACUCGCAAGCAUACAGCAACCUGCUGGAAGUGAGAGUUGUAGACACAAAUGCCCUAGAAGUCAAGACAGUGGCAGGUUUCAUAAAUUACAAACUUUGUAAAAUAAUGUUCCAGCAGAAUUUACCAAGGGAUGCCAUCAAUCAGUUUCGAAAACACACAGAACUUUUUAGGAGCUGCCUUGGGGCAAAAGAUUUAGCAUUUGAACACCAUGCUUGGAUGUCAAAGCAAUUUUGUGCUUUUGGUGAAAUAUUUGAAGAAGCUAUAAGGCUUGGACUCCCUGCAUUACAGACACAACAUCCAGGGUUCUAUUACCAGCAGGCAGCACAGCAUGCUACCGAUAGAAAGGUGUCUUGUGAAGAAUUGUGCAAGCAUGUUAAAACAUAUCCAGAGCCAGAUCCUUUAUCUGGUGAGAGCUCUCUGGAAUUUUAUGGCCAGCGGCCCUGGAGGCCUGGUAAGCUGAGUGCGGAGCCUCCAGAUCCUUCCAAAGAAAAACAAGGUGUCCAAGCUCUGCAGUAUCGGGAAAAGAAUACUGUCAAUCAUUCGAUGCUAAUUAUUGGACUUCUGAGCAGUGCAAUAUCACAGUUUAAAACAUAUAGAUGCCCAAAAAUGAGAAGACAACUGGUGGUCCAGAUGGCUGAUGAAUACUACAGUUCACAAGAUUAUGGAAAAGCUCUGACCUUACUCUCACACAUGCUAUGGGAUUAUCGGAGUGAGAAAUGGUGGCUUUUGCUCACAAACAUUCUUACUCGUGCACUGAAUUGUGCCUAUCUUUCGGCUAAUGUUCAGGACUACAUCACACUUUCCCUUGAAGCACUGGCUGCUACAACUCAGCUUCCCCUGCCAGAAAAAAUAAGGAUACACAACAAUCUAGAAAAGCUUCUGAAGAAGUUACCUCCUGAUCCUGAGCCUAACGUAACACCUGAAGAGGGGCUUCGAGCAAAAGAUCUUUGGAGCAAAGCAUCGAGAGCAGAACUUCUUACCGUCACUGUAGAAAUGAACAGUAUUACAUCCUGCAUUGAAAGCAGAGCUCGCUUCACAAAAUCCAAGUAUCAAGCUGAUGAAAAUGUUGUUAUUGAAGUAUUUAUCAGGAGCUGCUGCCCACAACCGUUGCAGUUCAGCAAGCUGUCAGUCACUGUGAACAAUCCUAGUUACAGUUCAGAAUUUGCUGUGUGUGAUGAGGGACCUUCUCUGCUGUUUACAUGUGGUGAAGUGAAAAGAUUUGCAUGCAAGUUCCUGCCACCUGAUGGUGGUAGAGAUCUUCAGAUUGGCUCUCUGCUGCUGCAGCUAGGGACAGAACGUUGCACCAUUCUUCGUUUCACUGGAAGUGGUAAUGAUGGAGGUACAGCAUGUGAUGCUGUUUGUCCUGAACUACAGCAUUUCAGACCGUCACCUGUGAGUAUGCCUGACUUUGAUAACAUCAGGUCAUUGACAUCUGCAGUAAUUGUGCCACGUGACUCGAAACUAGAUGUUACUGUUAUCCAUGAUGAACCAGCACUUCUUGGUGAAUGGUAUCCAAUUAAAAUUGUCAUAAACAACACCGAAGAGCAGAAGCUAAAUGUUGUGGGUAUAGAUGUAAUGCUCCAGACAAGCACCGAUGAUGCCAGCAUUGAACAAGCAACACAAAUGUGUGACAAUGUCGCAGGCGAAUUACUGUCACUUCCCAUUCAUUUUGAACUACAAAACAUGGAAAAAGGUGCAACUGAAGAGAAAGUUCUGUACAUGAGAGGGCAUCGAACUGGACACCGCAAUUUUACUAUAAAUGCUUCCUACUCAUUAACUUUAUUCAGAGACUCUACGCCAGUUGAAAACUCCUGCCUGAAGGAAGUAUCAUUAACUUUGCCAAUUGUGAAACCAUUUGAUGUGAAUGCUAAAUUCUUUUCCAUGAAAUUUGAACCAGUUACCAAAACAUUUGCGAAGGAGCCUUUCUUGAUAAUGCCUCAUGUUAAUUGUAGCUCACCAUGCCCUCUGGAGAUAGUUGACUCUUCAUUAGAAUUGUCCCAGCAGGCUAGCUCUGUGGAUGCCACAAUGCAAUCACAGUUGCGUUCUGUGUGUCUUAAAGAUGGUGAAAUUGGGGCUGAAGCCUAUUGUGUGUGUAUAAACCAGGCAGCUGAGCAGCCAGUUGCGCUUGGGGUGUACACUUUACAAUGGAAAAGGAAAGGCAGCAACAGCCAGGUUACAAGCAGUAGCAUUAUGAUGCCUACAAUCCGGGUUGAGGCAUCACCACUUGCAGUUGAAAUGCGUUUACCUGCUCAUGGUUGGGUGCGCACUCCCAUGGCUGUGUCAUACCUGAUACGCAACCAUACUGAACUGCUCCUAGAACUGGAUCUCAGCAUGGAAGCCAGUGAAGCAUUUAUGUUUGCUGGACAUAAACAGUUGCAGUUAAGAAUACUUCCAGACAGUAUUCGUACAUUGGACUACAAUUUAUAUCCUCUACUCUCUGGUCUUGUUGCACUGCCAAGACUGAAGCUUACACCUGUGGAAAGAUCAGACUCUCCUGUACAUCAGUCUCUUCUCUCUGAACUACUAGAACGUUCCUUGCCGUCUCACGUUUAUGUCAUGCCACAGGCAAAGAAAGCUGCAACAUCUGUCGCAGUUGCAUCUUAGUUUCCAUAAAAAGUUGCUUGGGUGUUAUGUGACACCCUGCUAAGAAACUAUGCCCUGUCAUCUUUUCGGAUAAAUAAAAGUAUUUACCAUUUUGUAAAUAUAUUUAUUGCUGAAAUAAAGAUAACUAUUCAGUA